UUAGUGCCACAGAGAAAAGGUAUUGACUUGUUAUGUGAUUGCUGACCAUGUACUAGCUGACAGAGUGCUAUCUUACAACCAGCUUUGGCUUUUGAAAUGGUAUUGUUACUUUUGUAGCUUGUUAGCUUUCUGCCCUUGCAGAUCUAUAAUGUCCAACGUCACCAAGCAGCAUGAAUGAAUACAAGAACUGGGAGGGAACAAUUGUCAUACAUAGUUAGCUAAGAAGAAUUUAUCCUUCCCCUUUUCACAUAGCCAAGCAAGAUGCUAUGAGCAUGGCUGUUGUGCUGCUGCUUUGGCUCCUUUGAGAUCUUUCUGACACCCCCGCCAAGAUUUCUGUCUAGGACUUUUCUCUCUAAGGAGAAACUCCUUCACCUCACUCAAAUCAGAAUAAAUACAAGGCUGAAGAUCACAGGUGUUUCUGACAUUUCUGACAGAAAUUAAUCUCAGCUAAGCAAAACUUCGUUCCAUUCCUCCUUCUCUUUGAAGAGUCAGAUACUGCCUGCUGCUGAUUGCCCAAGGCAUGUAGAGUUGGACCCUUUAAGAGAAUGGAAGGCCCUGUCUCCUCCACUGUCAGGGUGGCCACAAACACAGAGGGUGGCAGCCCACUCAGAAGCAACCCCAAUAUUUCUUCCAACAACACAUGGGGUGAGGCCUUCACUGCCACCUCUGUGGAGGACAUCGUGGCCACCUGCACCAUUGGGACCAUCCUCUCUCUUAUGUGCAUAAUCGGAGUGACAGGCAAUGUCUACACCUUGGUCGUGAUGUGCCACUAUAUGAAAUACUCUGCCUCCAUGUACAUCUACAUCAUCAACUUGGCCCUAGCAGACCUGCUCUACCUUCUCACCAUUCCUUUCAUUGUGGGGACUUAUUUCAUCCAGGAAUGGUACUUUGGAGAUACAGGUUGCCGGAUCCUUUUCAGCUUGGAUUUCCUCACCAUGCACGCCAGCAUUUUCACCUUGAUGGCGAUGAGCACAGAGAGGUACUUUGCGGUGCUGAAGCCUUUGGACACCGUGAAGAGGUCAAAGAGUUAUCGGAAGGCCAUUGCCCUCGUUAUCUGGGUUGCAUCUCUGCUUCUCACCCUGCCAAUGCUGAUCAUGAUCCAGCUGGUGCAAGGGGAAAAGAAUAUCUGCCUCCCCACCUGGAGCAAACUGUCCUACAAGAUCUACAUCACGAUCCUCUUCUGCACCAGCAUUGUUGGCCCUGGGGUCAUUAUCGGGUACCUCUACAUUAGGCUGGCCAGAACCUACUGGGUGUCCCAGACAACCUCCUUGAAAGAGACCAAACGGCUCCCCAACCAAAAAGUGCUCUACUUAAUCUUCACGAUUGUGCUGGUCUUCUGGGCCUGUUUCUUGCCUUUCUGGAUCUGGCAGCUGCUCUUCCAGUACUACGAGCCUCUUCCCGUGUCUCCAAAGGCCACAAGGAACAUCAACUACCUGACCACCUGCCUGACCUACAGCAACAGUUGCAUCAACCCUUUCCUCUACACCCUGCUGACCAAGAACUACAAAGAGUAUUUGCGGAACAGGCAGCGUUCCUUUCACAGCAGUGGUAGCAGCCGCAGCUAUUUCCAGAGGAUGAACAGGUUUCAGAGGAUUUCUGGCACAUCGCUGUCCACAAACCUCCAGCACUACACAGAGACCGUUUUGCUCCCUCCCACCCAAGGGGGAAGGUGCAGUCCUUGAAAGAAGAAGCACACCUUCAGAGUCUCAGUGUUGAUUGAGAAAAUGUUUUCUAAAGAGACUGUCUCAAGAGUAGAGAGAAGAGUAAAGCCUGAGAAGGG
This is a messenger RNA of Candoia aspera, 1780 nucleotides long. RefSeq names its product urotensin-2 receptor-like. Gene Ontology annotation, molecular function: urotensin II receptor activity. Gene Ontology annotation, cellular component: plasma membrane. The record is from RefSeq and is a predicted model, not a curated record. Gene Ontology annotation, biological process: regulation of blood pressure; blood vessel diameter maintenance; neuropeptide signaling pathway. NCBI's taxonomy places the organism in Eukaryota, Metazoa, Chordata, Lepidosauria, Squamata, Candoiidae.